AUGCCAGACUGCUUUAAAUGUUUGUACCCAAGUACAUACAAUAUCAUUGACUGUACAGAAAUCAAAACAGAGCGGCCCUCAUCACUUGUUCUUGGAUCAAAGUUUUAUUCUGCAUACAAAAGCUCUCAUACUUGGAAAGGGCUAGUGGGUAUUGCUCCUCAUGGUGCCUUUACCUUUGUGUCAAGCCUUUAUACUGGGUGUAUUUCAGAUGUAAAAAUUACUAAACUGUGUGGUCUCAUUGAUUUGCUAGAGAGGGGGGACUCUGUUAUGGCUGAUAAGGGUUUUACCCUACAGAAGGUCUUAGAAGGAACAGGGAUUGAUGUUAACACACCACCAUUUCUAAUGAGCCAGGGACAAUUCAGUGCCCAAGAGGUAGAAGAAACUCAGACAAUUGCCAGACUUAGAAUUCAUAUUGAGCGGCAUAUAUGGAAAAGAGUUAAAGAAUUUCAUUUGUUUGAUGGUAUUAUACCUCUUAGUAUGGUAGGAUCAAUCAACCAGCUUUGGACAGUAGCAAAUAUGCUUACUUUGUUUAGAGGUCCCCUUGUUAAAGACUGGUCAUAG
Saccostrea cuccullata (small rock oyster) is the source of this 561-nucleotide messenger RNA. RefSeq lists its product as uncharacterized. Bases 1 to 561 code for a protein of 186 amino acids. The record is from RefSeq and is a predicted model, not a curated record. The transcript has a single exon. Lineage: Eukaryota; Metazoa; Mollusca; Bivalvia; Ostreida; Ostreidae.